AUGACAAGUGACUCCCCACCUGGCAUUCUCAACAAUUCUCCCCCCAGUUCCUCUCCGCACAGCUCCCUUACCAGGCAGCGCGACGGCUAUUUCCAGUGCGGUUCCUGCGAAAAAAGAUACAAUCGAGCUGACCAUCUAAUCCGUCAUGUCCGAUCGCAUACCCGCGAGAAGCCAUAUGUAUGCGACAUUUGCAAUAAAGGCUUCGCCAGGCCGGACCUGAUGAAGCGGCACGCGGCCGGUCAUAUCCACCAACGCGACAGCAAACGAAGGCGUCUCCCCCCAUAUCCCAAGAAUGGUCGUGUGUCGCAGGCCUGUAAGACCUGCGCUGUAUCGAAACUGAAGUGUGACGAGGAGAAGCCUUGUCGCCGAUGUCGGGAGAAGAAUCUGGUCUGCGAUUGGGCCCAGGAUGGCAGUUCGAUCGACGCAUCCCCUCAAUCACAACGGCAAGGAUCCCAGAGUAACCAGGCAACGCCAUAUCUCCCUGUCGACCCAUCACAGGUGCACACCACAUUCCCACCCCCGAUCGACAGGCAAAUAAACCACUAUCCGAACCAGAUGGUCAGUCCAAAUGCGCAGAUGCAGAUGAACGACUACCUACCCACGGGGCAGUUUAGUUCUGCGCGAACCGGAGGCAUGCCGGUGGAUUACGAAGAUCAAUCCGGGUCGCCUAUGAUGGACCGCGAAAGUGGCGUGUUCAGUGUCGACGGCACCUUCUUUCCUAACUUUAUCCCAGACUCACUGAUACCCUCAUUGGCCCGAACGAGUGAUCUGGACCCGCCCCCUGUCCUUCCACAGGACUACAUCCACAGUGUAUUUGACCACAAUGUUGACUUCGACUUCGACUUGACCGACGUGGAUUACGGACUCAUCGACUUUUUCAACUCUCGGGGCACCGUCUAUCAUAAUGCCCACAAUACCGACGGAGCCAACGAUCGUGGUGAUGCGGACAGCGGCAUCGCCAUCGGUGCCGAGGCAUAUCAUCGGUCAUCCUUGUCUGCGUGGAAACCGGCUCACGAAGAUCAUGCGUUUGCCGACCAGGAAAAUCUGUCUGUUCCAGAAGCCAUUGACAGCCCCGAGGCCAAUUUCAGACCGGACCGUCAGAUUCUCUCGGAGCGGCUGUCCCCCAGUGGUCGCGAUCUUAUUUUUGGCAUGGUUCUGCAGACCAGCCAGCGAGCCAAUCUAACUCGCAUCAUGAAAUCCUUUCCGAAUACACAGCUGCUGGACAGUUUGAUCCAAUACUAUUUCGAGUCCCAAAGUUACCAGAUAGACUCCUGGAUCCACGGGCCGACCUUUCAGAUGAAUGACGAGCCCCCUGACAUGCUGGCCGCUCUCGCCGCUGCUGGAGCCGCUCGAUCAACCAUUCCAACGAUUCGUAGGUUAGGUUAUGCCUUGAUGGAAAUAGUGCGCCUCCAGAUGUCGGUCAAGUACGAGAGCGACAAUAGCACCACGCGCGAUCUGCGCGCCUCGCAAACCUUUGCCUUGACCAUCGAUGCCGGAAUAUGGAGUGGCAACGGACGGAGGACGGAGAUUGCGGAAAGCUUCCAGCAGCCUUUGGUCACGAUGCUGCGACGCGGCUUACGCUUUCGACGCUCGGUCUAUUCGAACCUUGCCCCGAACCCCGACGACGAUGGAGAGAUUCUGGAGAAAAAGUGGCAGGAUUGGGCUCAUUCCGAAUCAUUCAACAGACUCGUUCAUCACAUGUUUCUGCAUGAUGCCCAGUCGGCGAUGAUGUUGAACGUAAACCCAAUAAUCUCGUACUCCGAGCUGGAACUUCCUCUGCCUGCUAGGCGCUCUUUGUGGGAAGCCAAAUCGGCCAAAGAGUGGAAGGAUGUCUACUUGGCCGGUGGACUGUCCAACCCUGGACGAACCCCCUCGUUGGUUGAUACUCUGCAAGACAUGUCCCAGUUGUCGGCAUUCCAAUCACGAAUCGAUCUUCAACUGUCAACCUUGGUACUCAUCCACGGACUCUCUACGUUGAUCAGCGAAUACCAUCGUCACAAAUUCAUAUCAAAAGGCCAUUCCAAACAUUGGAAUGCUUUGGUGAUCAAUUCACGACAUCAAGAGUUGUCGCAAGCACUACAACAUCUGCGCAUGCUUUGUUUCGAGAUGUCUAGCGCCCUCGGGCCCGGCAUUGUUUUGGUCUUUGAGCUCAUUUCUAUGUUCCUCCACAUGUCGCUGGAGGAACUGCAGCUGUUCGCAGGCAAGGAGGAUAAAAACGAAGCCCGACGAGUGUAUCAAAGCGCGCUCGAGUGGAUCAGCAGUAUUGACUCACGACGGGCGAUUUGGCACGCCGGUCAAGUGAUACGGGCGGCCAAAGUCAUGCCUCCGGGGUCUUUGACUGGGUUCUUUGCUUUGGGAGUCUACUACGCCAGUCUCGCGUUUUGGUCCUACAGUGUUGUAUCGAAAGCCAAGGAUUCUCAAGCGGUCGUCGGCAGUCCGCCAUCGGACCCGCACUUUCGCGGUCCAUGGCCGACAGUCUAUCUGGACGGUGAAGAAACGACCGAUGUGCAAAAGUUCAUCUCGUUAGGGUGCGGCUGUCCGGCCUUGCAGACUCCCAGUGGUGCCGCUGUCAUCGCCGAUCCCGGUCAGAUCAUGGAUGCAGUUCAAGCUCGUCUGCGAGGCGACACUCCCCAUGAUAAUCUACCUCCAUUGGUCCAGGGUCUCUGUCAGUUGAUGUGCGACUUGGGCAACGCAGCGCGAUCCAAGGCGGUUCUUAAUGCCGGCCUUUUCCCCUCUGACAAGUUUCUUUUCGAGUUCUCGAGGUCCUGUGCCGGUGAAAAUCUGGAAAUGAACAUGGCGACGCACGAAUCCCCCGAAAAACCUGCGCCAGAUGCCGUUGAAUCGCGAGUCCAGACUGACCUCCCCGUUGAACGAUUCGGAGGUAGCGGUAGUCCUGGCGUCAGGCGGAUCGAGGUGAUCUCAUCGCAGUUCAGUCUGGUCCAUCGCAUUUUCUUCUUCUUCGGUGUCUUCCUCAUCGCCUAUGUCUACGGUUUGGAUGGAACAAUUCGGUAUACUUAUCAGCCUCUGGCGACUGCCAAUUAUGAUUCGCACAGUCUGCUGGCGACGGUCAAUGUUCUUCGUGCGGUGAUUGCUGCGGCUGCUCAGCCUACCGCGGCUAAAAUUGCAGAUGUCUUUGGAAGAGUGGAGCUCAUCCUGCUCUCGAUUGUUUUCUAUAUUAUAGGCACGAUCGUUGAGGCAGCGUCCAACAACUUGUCCGCUUUCUGUGCUGGUGCUGUGCUUUAUCAGAUCGGAUAUACAUCGAUCAUCUUGUUGGUGGAGGUUCUGAUUGCCGACGUUACAUCCACGCGGUCUCGACUGCUUUUCUCGUAUAUUCCUGCAUUGCCGUUCAUUAUUAAUACCUGGAUCAGCGGCAACGUCACGUCCGCCGUCCUGAAAGUCACUUCGUGGAGAUGGGGUAUCGGGAUGUUCGCCAUCAUCUACCCCGUCUGCACGAUCCCCUUGCUCGUGGUCCUCUUCAUGGGCCACUUUAAGGCUAGGCGGUCCAACCCUGACGCCUAUCGGUUCUCGCUCUUGGACCAGGGAUUCGGCCAACUUGUCAUCGACCUGUUCUGGUACUUAGAUGUGGUUGGCAUUCUGCUCUUGAUUGCCUUCCUGGCUCUGAUCCUCGUUCCGUUCACGAUUGCUGGAGGUGUCCAGACCCAGUGGAAGACGGCCAAAGUUAUUGCCCCUCUUGUCAUUGGAGUGCUGUGCAUCCCAGCCUUCAUAAUGUGGGAGCGGUGGUGUCCGCAUCCGAUGGUUCCUUUCAAGUUACUGAAAGAUCGAGCGGUUUGGGGUGCGUUGGGAAUUGCUAUCAUGCUCACCACUGCCUGGACCCUGCAAGGGGAUUAUCUCUAUACUGUCCUCGUUGUGAGCUUUAACGAGAGUAUAAUGAGUGCCACGCGCAUUACCUCGCUUUACAGCUUUGUCUCUGUCAUUACAGGAACUAUUCUCGGGUUGGUGGUCCUAUAUGUGAGACGCCUCAAGCCGUUCAUCGUCGCGGGCACUUUUCUCUUCAUGGCGGCUUUUGGUAUCCUGAUCCGAUUCCGGGGAGGCACAGACGGCUCCAAUCAUUCAGGGAUCAUCGGUGGACAGAUCCUCCUUGGUGUUGCCGGUGGUCUGUUCCCUUACCCAGCUCAGGCCAGCAUUCAAGCCGCGUCCAAGCACCAGCACCUUGCCGUCAUAACUGGCAUAUUCCUCGCCUCGUACAACGUCGGCAGCGCCAUUGGGAACACCAUCUCCGGCGCCAUCUGGACCCAGGUCCUCCCUGGCGAGCUGGAGAACCGACUUGGCAAUGCGACACUGGCCGGAGAGGUCUACGCCGAUCCAUUCACCUUUGCCACCGCAAACCCCGUCGGCACCCCCGACCGGGACGCCGUCGUGUUGGCCUACAAGCAUGCGCAGAGGCUGCUGUGUAUCACGGGUAUCUGUCUGACUGUGCCCUUGAUCGCCUUCUCGCUCUGUAUCCGCAACCCGCGUCUGACGAAGGAACAGAGCCUGGAGAAGGCAGAGGAGAGCGACGAUAACUGA
Aspergillus thermomutatus is the source of this 4527-nucleotide messenger RNA. RefSeq lists its product as uncharacterized. The transcript is spliced from 18 exons. The record is from RefSeq and is a predicted model, not a curated record. Lineage: Eukaryota; Fungi; Ascomycota; Eurotiomycetes; Eurotiales; Aspergillaceae. Gene Ontology annotation, biological process: regulation of DNA-templated transcription; DNA-templated transcription. Bases 1 to 4527 code for a protein of 1508 amino acids. Gene Ontology annotation, molecular function: zinc ion binding; DNA binding; DNA-binding transcription factor activity, RNA polymerase II-specific.